AUGUCAACUAUGCCGUGGGUGGAAAGUAUGGACGCUUUGGGAGGCACCAUUGCUCUGAUGAAGGCCCACAGUACUAAGGUGUACGAGUACUGUGCUCGAGAGGCGGCCCAAAUAUUCGGCGGAAAUGCUUAUACAAGGAGUGGCCUCGGCGAAGUGGUGGAACGGCUUUAUCGUGAUGUCCGUGCUUUGGCUAUUCCUGGCGGCUCGGAGGAGAUCUUGCUGGAUCUGGGCAUCAGGCAGGCUGAUAGACAGUAUAAGAAGGCUAUGAGCAAACUAUAA
Messenger RNA from Perkinsus marinus ATCC 50983, 279 nucleotides. RefSeq names its product acyl-coa dehydrogenase, putative. Gene Ontology annotation, molecular function: oxidoreductase activity, acting on the CH-CH group of donors. The transcript has 2 exons. The record is from RefSeq and is a predicted model, not a curated record. Bases 1 to 279 code for a protein of 92 amino acids. NCBI's taxonomy places the organism in Eukaryota, Perkinsozoa, Perkinsida, Perkinsidae.